AUGUUUUGCUUCCCUUCGCCCUAUGACCCAAAGACUGAUCGUGACUUUAGACGUUCUGCCUUAACUGACUAUCUUGCUUCAAAUAAUAUCUCAGCCCAACAAAUUCGAGAUGAUUGGGACCGUCGGCAAGCCGAGGCACAGCGCCAGCCUGACCAAGCUGAACAAUCGUCCAAUACACCUGAAGAGUCUAGGUCUCCAUCGGUAUUGGCAUCACCGGAAGACCCGAUAAAAAAGCGCAAGCGCGAGCAAGCCAUUGCAAAGAUUAAAAAUAGCAAGGAGUUUGCUAAGCGCAAGGCCCGCUUUAGUGGCGAUUACGAUGAUGAGGGCGACGAUAACCUGCUCGCGCUAAAGAUCCAUGAAGAAAAAAAUCAACCUAAACCCGGUCAACUUGCGAAUUGCGAGAUCUGCGACAAGCGUUUCACCGUGACUCCCUAUAGUAAGGCCGGUCCGAACGGAGGCUUGCUUUGCGUUGAUUGCUCUAAGAAGCAAAAGGCCGACGAUAAAAAGCCCCCAGCCAAGAAGCGUGGCCCCGGGAUCGGACGACGUCAGAAUCAAGCCAAUUUACUUGAUGGAUUGACUCCCCAUGGCACUCAGAGUCUACUGGAAACAUGCAUCAAGAAAGUGGCAGAUUAUAUUCAUGAUAUUGAGGACUUCGGUGACUUGCCUCCGUCAUUGUUAGUACGUCUCGGUCAGAUCUUGUCUAGAAGACGGGCUGUGACCUCACGGACCCUAGAUCUGUUCCUACGACCUCAUUAUACAUCCAUUGAUCUGUUCGACUGUGCUAAACUCGGCACGGAUGAUUACCACAAGAUUAUGGCUUCCAUGCCUCGUCUUACAAGGGUUAACCUUCGGUUCACCACUCCAAUGAAGGACCAGAUUUUCCACUAUAUGAUGGAACGUGAUAUGGAGAUCAAAGAUCUCCACCUGGAUGGGCCAAACCUUGUGACCGAUGCCUGUUGGCGCCAACUUUUCAUGAAACUUGGUCAUCGCUUCCUGAGCUUCAAAUUGUGGAAUUUAGAUUCUGCUUUUGAUAACGAAACUGCUCAACUAAUGUGCCUUCAUUGUCCCAACCUUCAGCGACUGAAACUUAAGUUUUUACACAAAACCGACAAUGAGAUGCUUGAGGGUAUUUCGACACUCAAGUCCCUUCAGCAUUUGUCGCUGCGUUUUCUAAACGAGACCGAGAUCAAGACCGAGCCUCUCCUUGAGAUAAUGAGUAGCGUUGGUCAUCAGCUAGAGACUCUAUCACUGGAGGAAUUCGAGUUUGUCGAUGACCGACUUUUACAGCAUAUCCAUGAGCAUUGCCGCCAUCUGACCAAGCUUCGUCUUACCCUCAAUUCAACCUUCACCGAUAAAGGUUUAGCCGCCCUUUUCACAGGUUGGUCUAACCCAGCCAUUACCUAUGUCGACUUGAACUCCCUCCGGGAUGUGGACAUGACGAAUCCCACCGGUCCGGAGGAGCCUAUUGGGCUUGCAUCCGACGGGUUCGUUGCUCUUAUGGAGCAUUCGGGCUCGAAACUUCGACACUUGAAUAUCUCCUCGUGCCGUCACAUUUCAUACACAGCGUUCGAACAGGUGUUUGCAGAAGGGAAAAUGUAUCCCAAUCUCAAAUAUCUUGACAUUUCCUUUAGUACUGCCGUGGACGAUUACCUAGCACAGUGCAUCCUUCGGUGCUGCCCUGCCCUUCAGAGGCUGGUUGUCUUUGCUUGCUUCAAGAUUCGCGACGUCCACAUCCCCAGGGGACUUGCUCUGAUUGGUACCGUUGGAGCGACCAUCAAAAUUGACGGAAUCACCCAAACCGAGACAAUUUGA
Penicillium coprophilum is the source of this 1812-nucleotide messenger RNA. RefSeq lists its product as uncharacterized. The transcript is spliced from 4 exons. Gene Ontology annotation, biological process: SCF-dependent proteasomal ubiquitin-dependent protein catabolic process. Lineage: Eukaryota; Fungi; Ascomycota; Eurotiomycetes; Eurotiales; Aspergillaceae. The record is from RefSeq and is a predicted model, not a curated record. The coding region runs from base 1 to 1812 and encodes 603 amino acids. Gene Ontology annotation, cellular component: SCF ubiquitin ligase complex.